GGCUAGCGCGGGUGGGGGCCGGGAGCAUGAGAGGAGGAUGAACUCUCAGCCAGAGCUGGGCUGGGGGGGAGAGAGCAGGGCUGGCUAUGCAGGGACCUGCCCGGGGCAGCAGAGACUCCAGCAUUCGCAGCAGAGGCCGCGCAACAUCCGCUGCGCUGGGGAAGAUCGCUGCGUGCCGGGAAGGGAGCUCCCAAUUGCAGGGCCCCACCCGCCGCAUACCCCCUCCCCGCCCGGCCAGCCCCGUCCUUUCCCCGCUCCCUCUUGUUAUCCCGCGGCUGGGCCCAGGCCCCUUUACGCCCCCAGCCAACCUCCAGGCGCCUCUUUCUCCCCAGGUUAUAACUCAUCCUGCUGCAGUCCCUACCUCCGCAGCUCUCCUGACCCCGACUAUCCUGGGGGGGGCCUGCCCCCCUCCUCCUCCGCCUACCCAGCUUGCCUUAUUGGACCCCGCUCCGGGGGUCGGGGAGUGGAUCGGUACCACGCCUGUAGCCAGGACCCCCCCAGCUGUAACUCUCUGGUGGUGCCAGAAGAUAGAGGGGACCUCUCUCAGGAUGUUUACGGUGACACGAAAACUUUUGAGUGGAUGAGAGUCAAAAGGAACCUUCCCAGAACAGUGAAAUCAGGAGACUGUGGCUUUGCUGGGGAGACAAACGCAGUCUCCCCCAGGACAAACUUCAGCACCAAGCAGCUGACCGAACUGGAGAAAGAAUUCCACUUCAACAAGUACCUGACCCGGGCCAGGCGGGUUGAGAUCGCCUGUGCCUUGCAGCUCAACGAAACCCAGGUGAAGAUCUGGUUCCAGAACCGCAGGAUGAAGCAGAAGAAGAGGGAGAGGGCGAGUUUCCCUGAGGGAUCAGCUGGCUGCAAUGGACCGGAGUCCUCCUCUGACAAAUCAGACAUCACCUCCCCGGCUACCUCUCCUAGCAGAAGCAACGAGGCUACCACACCUCCAAUCUAACCGAGGUUCUCGCUUUGUUAGAACUUCUGUUCUGAUCUUGGGCAGAGAAACAGCAGAGAGACUUUCCCACCAGAAAAGAUCCACUCAGCCCGUGGCAUUCAUCUUGCUGGGGAAGAGAGAAGGGGGCAGUGCUCCUGGCAAACUUUGCAAUGGACUUGGGGAUGAAAGCACCCCCCAAAAACAUGAGCAGAGACUUCCAGACUCACCACCAUUACCACCACCAAUAGCACAGGUGCCAGCAUUGUGCUGUUAAAUCCGUGUCCUUCCAAUAAAGGCAGGUGUAUAUUAAUGAAUGCCGUGCUUAAAAAAAAAAGCCACUUUCCCCUCAAAAUUCGUAGUGCAGAGGUGAAUAGGUCAAUUUCCCCCCCCCCAAAACAUGAACUUUUUACAAAAAAAUGCAGCCAACGAAAGGUUUUCACGCACUCUCAAUUCUUUCUGAGUAGUUGUGACAUUUUUUCCACUAAAAGUUUCAAUUACAUUUUUAUUCACAAUAUAUGUCUACUUUUUCCACAAAAAAGUUUCUACACCUCUAGUCACAAAAAGAUUACAUUCAUUUUUUCCACAAAAAGGCUCAUUUUUCAUGGAACGGUUCGAUGACCUUUUUUUGCUAGAAGUGUUGACAAAUUUUAUGCUGACAAGUUAUUCCCCCCCCCCCAAAGUUUUGACAUGUGCUUUAUUCACAAUGAGUUUGGAU
This is a messenger RNA of Gopherus evgoodei (Goodes thornscrub tortoise), 1649 nucleotides long. Its product is annotated as homeobox protein Hox-B1-like. Gene Ontology annotation, cellular component: nucleus. Bases 38 to 955 code for a protein of 305 amino acids. The record is from RefSeq and is a predicted model, not a curated record. Gene Ontology annotation, molecular function: DNA-binding transcription factor activity, RNA polymerase II-specific; RNA polymerase II cis-regulatory region sequence-specific DNA binding. Gene Ontology annotation, biological process: regulation of transcription by RNA polymerase II. Lineage: Eukaryota; Metazoa; Chordata; Testudines; Testudinidae. The transcript is spliced from 2 exons.